CUUUAAACAGAAAGUAACACUUCCCAGUUGCAACAGAAAAUAUUCGUCGGUGGCUUAGAGUUGCAUUUUAUGAUAGCCGUGUUCUGUUCAGUUUGAAAAGAUGCUAUUUGCUGACAAUGAGUGAAUCAUCCACUAGGAAACUUCGACAAUCGACUUUGCAGUUUAAACCAACACCAAUUUCACCAAAGAAAAGGAAGAUGGAUGGGGCAAACCAAGAAAAGGAAGAGAAGAGACAGAAGGCUGCUGAUGCUGCAGAUCGUAGAGCAGCAAAAAAAUGCUGCAGCUUCUCCACAGGAAAGUGAUGUAAAGAUCCCUCAAACAUCAAAGUACUUUGACAAUAAGGAAGCAGAAGAAUCAAAACAAAAGAAAGAAACCGAACCCACUGAAGAGAAAGCUAGUGAAGUAAAUCCUGAAGCAGAUGGGAGUUCGGUGGAUCCCCCAAAGGAGAAGUCUGAUGCGGAUGCACCGACCCAGCAGUAUGAGAUGUCCCCUGGAGAACCAGGAGACUCCCAGAAAACAGAAGCUUCUGAAGACUCCCUGGAUGGAGUGAUGGAAAUUGAUAUCCCAAACAAGAAACCCAGCAUGUUGCAGCGAGAGAGUAGUUGGAGGGGCAUUAAGCUGACAGACCUGAAGACAACCCCAAACUGUUUAGGAUUGGUGAAACCUCUGAACAGGAAAGACCAUACAGUGCUUAUCAAACUGCCAUAUCAGUUCUCUGACCAAGAUACGCAACCUCCGUCACCCUAUCCUGCAAGCUUCAUGGACAAAUGGGAUCAGGAUCAUGUGCGUAUGCCUUGUUCGCCGCAGAAUGAAUACCCUGUUGAAACCAAGACAGCGAAAACAACACUUCGUCAACGCUGGGGUCUCAUUGAAGAAGCUUUGUCAGGAAAAAUCAGUGGCCCUUUUGAAUUGGAGGAUGCUAUCUUAACAUACAACCAGAGGUAUUCCAAGAAGUGGGAUUUCUCAUCUUUGAAGCAGUACUUUCUAGACUAUUUGAGGAGAGAAGAGCGUAAUGACUUCUUUUCCGACACUCUUCCCAAGAUGAUAAAGCUAGCAUUACAACUGCCUUUGCUGUGCACAACUCCUAUUCCACUACUGAAGCAGGGCAAGCCACACUCUAUAACCUUGAGUCAACAACAAAUAGCUUGUCUCCUUGCCAACGCCUUCUUCUGUACGUUUCCUCGCCGGAAUACAAGACAGCACGCAGAGUACUCAAAUUAUCCGGAGAUCAACUUCAAUGUAUUGUUCCAGGGCCACCCAAGUCGGAGGAAAAUGGAGAAAUUACGAUGUAUAACCCACUACUUUAAACGAGUAACAGACAAAAUGCCCCUUGGUACAGUCACAUUCCAUAGGAAAGUCAUUGCUCCUGGAAGAUUUCCCAAGUGGGAGGAUCUUGGAACACAAUUUAGCAAUCUGCAUGUGUCUUCAGCUGGGACCAUAGAGGAUGAUGGGAAGGGGAUGUUACAGGUGGAUUUUGCCAACAAGUACAUUGGGGGUGGAGUCCUGGGGAUGGGGGCGGUACAGGAGGAGAUCCGCUUCCUCAUCUGCCCUGAGAUGAUCAUCACACGACUUUUCACAGAAGUGCUGGAUAAGAAUGAGAGUCUUAUCAUGCUAGGCUGUGAACAGUUCAGUAAGUACGAGGGUUAUGCAGACACUUUCGCCUGGGAUGGAGACUUCCAGGAUAAAACUGACAGGGAUGUGAAUGGUCGUCUGCAUACUGAGGUGGUUGGUAUAGAUGCAUUGGUCAUCCGAGACUACAAGAAACAGUUCCAGAAGUGGUGUGUGCAGAGAGAACUCAACAAGGCGUACGUGGGCUUCCACUGUGGGGAGGAGUCUGCCAUGCACCUGCCCGCGGUCUGUACUGGCAAUUGGGGAUGUGGUGCCUUCGGUGGGGACAAGAGGCUGAAAGCUCUCAUCCAGAUGAUUGCUGCGUCUGCUGCCAAGCGGGACGUCUGCUACUUCACGUUUGAUGACGAUGAGCUGACAGACCAGCUCUACAAGAUACAUGCCUUCAUCCAGAAGGAAAAUGGGUUAGAAGUUGGCAAUGUGAUGCAACUCAUUGACCAGUACAGCAGGAACGUUGUUCAGAAGACAUGGUGGGGCGCCAAGCCCAAAAAGAACCUGUUUGAGUACAUUGUGGCAGCAUUUGAAGGCACCCUUGAUUCAGACACUACAGGGGAUGACUUCAGCGAAGGAAGUGUGGAAGCACAUGCUGACUUGAACGACAGUAACAACGGCAAAGACGAAGAUAUGGAGGUUGAUAACAAGAUGGAUGACAAGCAUAAUGAGCCUGAUUACAAGGCAAAUACACCUUGAGAGACUGCCAUCAAAUGUUGGCCAGGAGCAAUGAAGCUGUGAUAAACAUGAACUUGUGAAGACAUAUGUCAUAAUCUCUCAUAGUUCUGUCGACCAUCUUUGUCCAACACUGAAUAUGUUGAAGACUCUGUUGCUGAGUGCUUGUGGCUGUCUGUCAAAUUUAUUAACCGUCACUUAAGAAGUCUAGGCAGUGUGUGAAAUUUAUACCAAUCAAGUAAGGGGUGUGCUUAAAAAUAUCAGUGUCAAAGCUCAGUGGACAGUUGGGAAUAGCAUUAGCCAUUGGUUAACAAGCAGGUAGCUAUUAAACAAGAGGGGUAACUGGCUGAAAAUCCCUUUCCAGCCUUGACUGGAAUUUUUACCUUGACUCCCACUUAGAGACUGUGUCUUCAUUACACUUAUAAUGUAUUACAGUUUUAUACAUCAAACAUGAAUAAUUAUAACCACCAAAGUUAACCCAUCCCAACCCCAGCCCCUCAAUCAACUCCCUACUACUGUUUUGAUUACACCCUACAUAGAGUUUGACUUGAUUAAUUACCACACCCACAGCUACAUCCACACCCUCAUCAAACCCACACCCAUUCCUAUACCCACACUCACAUUCACACCCUCACACCAUACCCACACCCACAUUCACACCCACACCCUCAUACCCACACCCAUAAACCCAUACCUGCACUGAUACCCACACCAGUACCCCCCUCCCCUCACAUAUACAAACAAUCAUACCUGCACCGACACUCACACAUACCACCCACCCCCCACCCUGACCCACAAUCACACUCGCUCACCCACAGUCUCACACCCACACCCAGAUCUACAUCCACACCCACACCCCACCUUGACCAACAUUAACACACCCACAUUCACCCCCACACCCUCAUACCCACACCCAUAAACCCAUCCAUGCACUGAUAACCACACCAGUACCCCCCUUCCCUCACAAAUACAAACAAUCAUACCUGCACCGACACUCACACACACCAUACACCCCCCACCCUGACCCACAAUCACACUCCCUCACCCACACUCUCACACCCAGAUCCACAUCCACACCCUCACCCACACA
This is a messenger RNA of Haliotis rubra (blacklip abalone), 3382 nucleotides long. Its product is annotated as poly(ADP-ribose) glycohydrolase-like. NCBI's taxonomy places the organism in Eukaryota, Metazoa, Mollusca, Gastropoda, Lepetellida, Haliotidae. Gene Ontology annotation, biological process: carbohydrate metabolic process; ATP generation from poly-ADP-D-ribose; regulation of DNA repair. Gene Ontology annotation, cellular component: nucleus; cytoplasm. Gene Ontology annotation, molecular function: poly(ADP-ribose) glycohydrolase activity. The record is from RefSeq and is a predicted model, not a curated record.